GCUGUCGCUGCACCGAUGACUGUACCGGCCAAGGCCGACUCGGUCCUGAAAAUACAGAUAUACGCGCAGCAUAUCAUGAAAGACAGAUGCAUUGCCGCGACAGACGUUCUGCUGAACACUCUUCUUUCCGAAGAAUUCUGUACUGCCCGAUUCACCGUGAGGCCCCGAUCGAAAGCACUGUUCUCACAGUCCAUGCCGCAACUGGACUAUUGGACUCGAGUGAAGUUGGAAGGUUAACGGAAGCUUUUGUGGUGCACGAGAAGUGGUCGAGGAUGGUGAACUGCGUGAAACCGUUGGUCGAGAUCGGCUGCAUUGUGGCGGAGCUCAACCCGAUCGCCAAAAUGAUACUUUCGGUGAUAGCGCUGGGGAUCAACCAAUUCGACGAGAGGCUCAAGCGCCUGGAGGCUAUCCAUGAUCUUCUCGAUACAAUCGCCGAUGCGAGCCAGCGUGUCUACGCGCAGGACGAACCGCAUUAUCGCAGCAAGCGCCAAAUGCAGUUAAAGACCCGCGACAUACUUUUGAGAGAGAUCCAUGAUGCGCUCGUCUACCUUCGCCCGCUGUCGGCGGUGUCCGCAGCUCGUCGAACCUCAUCCCAGGUCGAAUCCCGCAUUCACGAAUUCAAAACGCGCAUCUCGACGUUCAUGGACGAUUUCGAAAGCAAGGGAAGCGUUGACACGCAGGUAGCGGUUUUCACCAUACUCGAAGAGAUGCGCCUCGAUAAACUCCCAUACGCGCGCGGCGUGCGAGCCGAGCCAAGCAAGCGGUGCUUGCCCGGGACACGCGUUGAGUUACUUCAGAAAAUUCGGGAUUGGGCUCUCAGCCCCGUCGCCAACCGUGUAUUCCUACUCCAAGGUACCGCUGGCAGGGGAAAAACCGCCGUCGCUCAUACAGUGGCGCUGUCCUUGCAAGAGGCUGGUUUUGUUGCGCCCUUUUUCGCGUUCAACCGGUACGACCAGGAACGCGCUGCACACCAGCUCCUGCCGACGCUGGCCAGACAACUCGCGGAGCGGAACAAGUUGUAUAGCCAAUACCUAUGCGAUCAGCCGUCUUCGCAGUUAGAAAGUCGCGAUCCCGCGACUCAAGUUCAGUGCCUCAUCCGCGGGGGCCUAGGAGACUGUACCGUCGGCACUCCCAUAGUGUUCGUUAUAGACGCGCUUGAUGAGUGCUCUGAUGCACGCCUGCAAGCCGAAGAUCGAAGGAGCAUGCUACAGUGUCUGCGCGAUUGUCUUGUCGACUCCCAACUUCCCUCGAACGUCCGGUUCUUCCUUACCUACCGCCCGGACGAGGAUAUACUUGAGUGUUUGGCCCAGCCGAGCAUGCAAGCCACGCGACUAUCCAUCGACAAGGUCAACGACACUGACUGCGACAUACGCGCGUUCGUCGAGUCCAAGCUUGCGGGCACACAUUUCAGCGGCCAGGUCGACGAAGUCGCACGCGCGGCGCAGACGUUGUUUCAGAGCGCGGCGGUGCUCUGCCUGGAGCUCACCAAAGUCAACAGCCCAAGAACCGUCGUGUUUCCACGCGAGCUUAUGCGACGCAUUAUGGAUAAUCCCGGGCAGCCGUUGUACGAGACUUAUCGUGCCAUUCUCGAAGCCCACUUCGACACGACUAGCGCGGCUGUCAUAGCUAUCCUUCGCCAACUCCUAGGCUGGGUAUUUGUGAUGCAGAGCCCUCAACCGUACGCCGUGUUCCGAAGCAUAGCCAAGGUGCAUCUGGCGAACGUCGAUGACCUUGACUUCGUAUUCCUCGGCCUUGGAUCUUUGUUGACGGGGGUUACGCCUGCCAGUGCAGACCCUGUACAGCCGCUGCAUACGUCAUUUCGCGAUUUCAUUCUGGACACUACGCAAAGCCAGCCGUUUUCUCUUAGCUACGAUCUCGCGGUGGCACAUGCGGAGGUCGCUUAUGGCUGCCUACGGAUUAUGAACGAUCCUACGGAAGGCCUCAGGCUCAAUAUAUGCCGAUUGCCCAAAACAUUCGUCCUGAAGCAGCAUAUCCAGGAUCUCCAACAGCGCGUGUCCAACUAUAUUUCGCCAGCGCUUCGGUACGCCUGCCAGCAGAUUGGUAUACAUCUUUCGUCUGGCGCUAUUCAGUCUUCUGGUUUGCGUUUUGAUCAUGAAUCGACCAUACUGCUGAAGCGGAACUUCUUGUUUUGGCUCGAGACGUGUAGCUGCAUGGCUCUCAAGGACAUAUCCGCAAAGUUUCUUAAGCAUUUUUUGGAAUGGGCACAGCGCUCCGACCGCACUGACCUACGCGACUUCAUCCUCGAUUGCAUCGAGUUCGAUCAGUGCUUCACAGAAGCUAUAGCAAAAUCACCUCCUCAAGUUUACAUCAGUGGUCUCACAUUGGCGCCUCGCAACUCACGGGUCGGCAAACUCUAUCGAUCUCGUUUCAAUGUUCCUGUUCAUAUAUCUGGAAAUGCGACGUCACACGGCUGGCCCGUUGAUACUAGCCUCCACAUCGCUCGGACUUCCUUUCGGGGGGAAUCCCCAUCUGGAUCACCCGCCGUGAAAACUCAGCUCGCCCAUUCACCGGAUGGGGGCACGGUAGCCCUCGGUGUAUACAACAAAGGCGCGUGUUUCUGGUAUGAUAAGGAAGGAAUGAGGAACGGUCUUUACCCGAUGGGUUGGCCCAGGAUCGCAAUGGUCAUAGGUGUCACGUUUGCGCCUGAUGGAAAACUCUUCGCUUGUUCUCUCACGGACGGGACCAUUGAGUAACGAGGAUGCGAUCGGGUGAACAUCGGUUUGGCUCUGAAAGGAUCAUGAAGACCUGGAUCAAACAUCCAACGCCGAUCGUGUUCUCGCCCGACAGCAAAAACCUCGCAAUCGCCAGUGCAGACUCCUUGCAGAUAUGGGAUAUAAGUGCAUGCUGUUGUAUCGCAAUGAAGACGCACCAACAAGAUGAUCUGGAUAUAACC
This is a messenger RNA of Schizophyllum commune H4-8, 2914 nucleotides long. RefSeq lists its product as uncharacterized. NCBI's taxonomy places the organism in Eukaryota, Fungi, Basidiomycota, Agaricomycetes, Agaricales, Schizophyllaceae. The transcript has 9 exons. Bases 87 to 2714 code for a protein of 875 amino acids. The record is from RefSeq and is a predicted model, not a curated record.